AUCAAAUCCUCACCAUCAUCUGACUCUUUUCUGUUUCUUCCUGGGUCACCAAACCCUUCUUCUCUUGUCAUAAAACCCAACCUCAUCUCUGCAAACCCAAAAUUAACACAACUUCAUUUUUCUCGAUCUUCAAUUUCUACCCAAAAAAAAUAAAAAAAAUGAGGGGUGCAAUUGCAAAACUUCAAUCUCCAGUAAAUUUGAAGUUGACAAUCUUCACUUUUCUCUGUUUUUUCUUUGUUUUUUUAAUCGUACAUUCAUCUUUCUCUUCUUCUUCUUCUCCUUCAUCAUCAGAUAGCAUAAUGUCGUAUGUGAAAACCCAGAAUUGCCCCUCAAAUUGCAACAAAAUCCCACCCUCUUUAUCCGACGCAAUUAUCCACUACGCGACGUCCAACAUAACUCCCCAACAGACGGCCAAAGAAAUCUCCGUCACCGACCGUAUCCUCCGCCGUAAAUCCCCGUCUAAUUUCCUCGUAUUCGGGCUGGGUUACGACAGCCCAAUGUGGGCCUCCUUAAACCACGGGGGUAGAACCGUCUUUUUAGAAGAGAAUCAAGGAUGGAUCACUCAAAUCAAGAAGGAAUUCCCCACCCUCGAAUCGUACCUAGCCACGUACGACACUAAAGUACGUCACGCGGAGGAGCUGAUGACGAAAGCUGCCACGAUGGAAGCAUGUUCGAGUGUGGUAGACCCCAGGGAAAGCAAAUGUGACUUGGCUUUAAAGAGUUUACCAAAGGAGAUAUACGAGGUAGAGUGGGAUUUAAUUAUGGUGGAUGCGCCCACAGGAUACCACGAUGAGGCUCCCGGUAGGAUGAGCGCGAUUUACACCGCUGGUUUGAUGGGGAGGAAUAGAGAGAAUGGUGAGACGGAUGUAUUUGUUCAUGAUGUAGAUCGGGUUGUAGAGGAUAAAUUCUCAAUGGAGUUUUUGUGUCAAGGUUACAUGGUAGAACAACAAGGGAGGUUAAGGCAUUUUACUAUUCCUAGUCAUAAGGCUCGCCUUGGUAGGCCUUUUUGCCCUCCGACUAAACCAACUUAAAUUUGGAUUAUAUUUUUCGAGAUUAAUAAUUAAGCUCUUAAUUCUCUUCCUACCUUAAUACAUUCUCAUGUUUUAACUAUGUUA
Messenger RNA from Spinacia oleracea (spinach), 1115 nucleotides. Its product is annotated as glucuronoxylan 4-O-methyltransferase 3-like. Bases 159 to 1031 code for a protein of 290 amino acids. Gene Ontology annotation, biological process: xylan biosynthetic process. The record is from RefSeq and is a predicted model, not a curated record. Lineage: Eukaryota; Viridiplantae; Streptophyta; Magnoliopsida; Caryophyllales; Amaranthaceae. The transcript has a single exon.